AUCCUCACCUUUUGCGAGGAGAUCCUGGGUAUCACAGCCUUCUUAUUGGAACAUAUCUCAACUAUCAUCUCGCCGUUCAUUCUACGGACAUAUCAGUGAUCACAAAAUGGCGCCGGUGCUUGAGCCUUUCUUCAAGCAGGUCGACAGUCUGUCCGAGUCAUUCAUUGACCGGUUGCGAAAGGCUGUGGCGAUUCCCUCCAUUUCUGCGCAGGAUGAGAAUCGAAAGGAUGUUUUUCGGAUGGCGCAAUUCCUUGCCUCAGAACUCGAAGCCCUCGGAGCUGAGGUGCACCAAAGACCCCUAGGCAAGCAGCCUGGAAAGGAACAUCUUGACCUCCCCCCGGUUGUCAUCGCUCGGUAUGGUAACGACAAGAAUAAGCGUACUAUUCUGGUCUACGGCCACUAUGAUGUGCAGCCUGCCUUGAAGGAAGAUGGUUGGGCCACGGAACCAUUUGAAUUGUCCAUUGAUAGCCAAGGUAGAAUGUUUGGUCGCGGAAGCACCGACGACAAGGGGCCAGUUUUGGGCUGGUUGAAUGUUAUUCAGGCCCAUAGGGAGGCUGGCGUUGAGCUGCCGGUCAAUCUUCUUUGCUGUUUCGAAGGCAUGGAAGAAUAUGGCUCGGAGGGUUUGGAAGAGUUCAUCCACUCCGAAAGCAAAGGGUUUUUCAAAGACGCAGACGCUGUAUGCAUCUCUGAUAACUACUGGCUGGGAACAGAGAAGCCUUGCCUGACAUACGGACUACGAGGAUGCAACUACUACUCUAUCAGCGUAUCGGGCCCCGCCCAGGACCUACACAGCGGUGUUUUCGGAGGUUCUGCCCAUGAACCGAUGACAGACCUGGUCAACGUUCUGUCCAAGCUUGUUGAUGCUCAAGGAAAUAUCUUAAUUCCCGGCAUUAUGGACCUUGUUGAGCCGGUGACAGAGGAAGAGAAGUCCCUGUACACUAAUAUUAGUUACACGAUGGAUAACCUGCACGAGUCAUUGGGCAGUGAGACCGGUAUUCACCCAACAAAGGAAAGAACUCUUAUGGCUAGGUGGAGAUUCCCCUCCUUGUCUAUCCACGGCAUUGAGGGAGCAUACUCCGCCCCUGGAGCCAAAACCGUCAUUCCUGCGAAGGUUAUCGGCAAGUUCUCCAUUCGGACUGUCCCCAACAUGGAAAGCGAGGAUGUCAACAAGCUUGUUUUCGACCACAUCAAGGCCGAGUUCGCCAAAUUGAACAGCAAGAAUAAAUUAGAUGUUUGGCUGCAGCACGAUGGAAAGUGGUGGGUUGCCAGCCCGAAGCACUGGAACUUUUCUGCUGCAAGCAAGGCUGUGAAGCAGGUCUUCGGAGUCGAGCCAGAUAUGACCCGUGAGGGUGGCAGUAUUCCAAUUACCUUGACCUUUGAACAGGCAACCGGAAAGAAUGUCCUACUCCUUCCAAUGGGCAGCUCCACUGAUGCCGCCCACUCCAUCAAUGAAAAGCUCGACAAGAGAAAUUACAUCGAGGGUAUUAAGUUGCUGGGUGCUUAUCUGCAUUACGUUGCAGAGGAGCCUUUGCCGUCUUCCUAAAUUCUUAUUCCUCCCGAAAAGGUGGUUAAUUCUAGAAUGAUCUCAAACAGCCAAUGACAUAUGGCGGAAGUUCAGUUUUGGGAUAGUAAAUAAGAACCAAGCAUUUGCCAACUUAACACUCUACUCGGUCUUCUAUCAAGUAAGAUACAACGAUGCGUCAGGCUAGUUGCCAGAUCUUUGCGUAGCUUAAGCGCCAUACAACUUUGAAGUCGAGCCACCUUGGGUUUAAAGCUCUGAACUCCGCCUUCAUCUGUCCUUGUGUAUCUCUUUGAGAUCCACCUUCUAUGUUUUACGGACUGCAGCGGCUGCGUCGAGCGCCUGUUGCACCCGACCCCGGAGGUCUGAGACAUCCUCCAAACCUACACUUAUUCUUACUAGAUCGAAUUCAAUACCGAAAGAAGCCGCCCAAUCCAAUUCACCGUAGUGGGCGAGUAAAGUAUACGGGCAACU
Molecule: messenger RNA, 1993 nt
Organism: Aspergillus ochraceoroseus IBT 24754
Lineage: Eukaryota; Fungi; Ascomycota; Eurotiomycetes; Eurotiales; Aspergillaceae
Product: M20 family dipeptidase
Exons: 5
Coding region: 107-1543 (478 amino acids)
Biological process (GO): proteolysis
Molecular function (GO): metallodipeptidase activity
Source: RefSeq, a predicted model, not a curated record